Molecule: messenger RNA, 1816 nt
Organism: Cannabis sativa
Lineage: Eukaryota; Viridiplantae; Streptophyta; Magnoliopsida; Rosales; Cannabaceae
Exons: 7
Coding region: 643-1611 (322 amino acids)
Molecular function (GO): nucleic acid binding
Source: RefSeq, a predicted model, not a curated record
AGAUUUAACAUUUUCGAUUCUUCUCUUCCAUCUCCUAACUGUUUGAUUCUUUUCGAUUUCAUACUAUAUUUCAACUCUGGAUUAUCACAGCUAACAAUAAAUUUAUUUUUCUAGCUAAGCUCCACUAUUCAGAUCUGUUUUCGUCUCAAUUUCCAAUAAUUCAGUAUUGUAUCUGAUUUUGAUAUAUUUCUGUGCUAAUUCUUAAGAAAUAUUUUAGAUUUAGGUUUUUGUGUCUAUAUUUGUGUACAAGAAAAUCUUUUCUCUGUUGAAAAUCUGGGUUUCCCUUAAAACCCAUUUGGGAACUGUCCUCGAUGUUAAUUAUCCAUGAAAGUUGGGAACUGUGUCUUUUGAAGAUAGUUGAUAGGUUGAUGUAGAUGAUCUGCUUGGUUGCUCAGAAAAGAUUAGCUUGUAUUUAUUAUGGGAUUUUAGUUCUAGAAUUGAUUUUAUUAUGCCUUUGGCUUUGAAAUGGAGGAUCAUGCUAGUCUUGUGUUUAUAUUUUUGGAGAGAGCAUUAUGUUCAAGUAAUUUGUGACUAUGUAAAUAAGAUGAAAUUGUGUUAUAUACAACUUAAUCUUAUUGGGGUUUUUUAAGAAAUUAAAAUUGUGUUUACUUUCAUGUCCACUCUUCUGUUAUGAACUUUUAGAUGGAAGUAUUCUAUUUAAGUUUGAAUUUUCUACUUGAUGAAGCAGGCAGAAUGGAUUAUCGUGGUUAUGGUGGUAGGCAAGAAACAGGUUCCCGGGACAAGCGGCACUAUGAAAAAGAGCAGGCUUAUCAGGAAUCUCUUAUAGAAGAUUUCGCUGAUGAAUUUCGAAUGCCAAUUAACCAAAGGCCAACGGAAAAUGUUGAUCUGGACAAUGUGGAACAAGCAUCACUGGAUAGACAUUUGAGUUCAUCUAAUGUGGGAUAUAGACUUCUGCAGAAAAUGGGGUGGAAAGGAAAAGGUCUCGGGAAGGAUGAGCAGGGGAUUGUUGAACCAAUUAGAUCUGGGAUAAGAGAUCCAAAAUUAGGGGUGGGGAAACAAGAAGAAGAUGACUAUUUUACUUCUGAAGAAAAUAUUCAACGGAAAAAGCUUGAUGUUGAGCUAGAAGAGACUGAGGAGGACGCAAAGAAGCGGGAGGUUCUAGCAGAACGUGAGCAGAAAAUUCAAACCGAGGUGAAAGAAAUACGCAAGGUUUUCUAUUGCGAUCUUUGCAACAAACAAUACAAAUUGGCCAUGGAAUUUGAAGCCCACCUUAGCUCAUAUGAUCAUAAUCACAGAAAGCGUUUUAAAGAGAUGAGAGAGAUGCUUGGUACAAGCAGUCGGGAUGAUCGCCUAAAACGAGAACAGCAGCGUCAAGAGAGGGAGAUGGCCAAGUUUGCUCAAAUGGCUGAAGCCGAUGCCCGGAAGCAGCAGCAGCAACUACAACAGCAACAAGAGGAAUCUAGGGUUGCUGCAGUAGCCUCUGAACUAAAAAAUGCAUCUGUAGUUGCAGAUCAAGAUCAGCGGAAGACUUUAAAAUUUGGGUUUUCUUCCAAGGGUGGCACUUCUAAGAUGUCAUUUGGUAGUGUUGCAAGGAAGCCAAAAUCAGCUGUUGCCUCAGUUUUUGGCAACGAUAGUGAUGAAGAAAAGUAAAAGAGUGGCCUUUGCAACUGGGUAUCGCUUUGGCUAAACUGGCUUGUACUUAAUGCUCAGUGUAUGCUAAAAUUAUGAAAAUUAUGUUAGCUAUUGUUUGUCCUUUAAUCUUGGAUUGUAUUAUUUUGAAUAAUUUUUGUUCAGAACCAGGGUGUUAUAUUUAUAUAUGUAUUUUGUGGAAUGGAAGUAGCUUUGUUGUGUUUUA